Messenger RNA from Mauremys mutica (yellowpond turtle), 1346 nucleotides. RefSeq names its product adhesion G protein-coupled receptor E1-like. Gene Ontology annotation, biological process: cell surface receptor signaling pathway; adenylate cyclase-activating G protein-coupled receptor signaling pathway. Gene Ontology annotation, molecular function: G protein-coupled receptor activity. The transcript has 9 exons. The record is from RefSeq and is a predicted model, not a curated record. Gene Ontology annotation, cellular component: membrane. NCBI's taxonomy places the organism in Eukaryota, Metazoa, Chordata, Testudines, Geoemydidae.
AUGCGGGGUAAAGAAGCCGCUAAUUCACCUGGUUUCUCCUUGGGGAUACUUGCAGCCCGGGCUGGAGUGGCGUUUGCCUCCUAUGUGGGCAUGGAGUCCAUCCUGAAUGGCAGCUUCUUCCAUGGCCAAAGGGCCACCUCUGUCUGGCGAGUUCGGAUAAAUUCCAGGGUGGUGAGUGCCUUCCUGACCAGCCAGGCCAAGACCGAUUUCCUGGAUCUGGUAAACUACACCUUCCAGACCAUCAUGCCAAGCAGCAGCCCCGACAAGCUCAUCUGCGUCUCGUGGGAGGCCACGGACCGGCGUGGCAGCUGGUCUCGGGCAGGGUGCAGGGUUGUGCGUAGCAACGCCACUCACACCACGUGCAGCUGCAAUCACGUCUCCAACCUGGCCAUCCUCAUGGCAUCGGGGGAGAUAACGGCAGGCUUCCCACUGUUCCUCAUCUCCCACGUCGGGCUGGCCCUCUCCCUGCUGUGCCUCUUCCUCCCCAUCCUCACCUUCCUCCUGUGCCGCUCCAUCCGCAACGUGAACACCUCCAUCCACCUGCAGGUCUGCCUCUGCCUCUUCCUGGCCGACCUGCUCUUCCUCACCGUGGUGGACAGCCCCAGCCACCAGCUGGCCUGCGCCAUCAUUGCUGGCCUCCUGCACUACCUUUUCUUGGCCUGCUUCGCCUGGAUGUUCCUGGAGGCCGUGAUGCUCUUCCUCACCGUCCGCAACCUUGGGGUCGUCAACUACUUCAGCACCCACAGCCCCAAGAUGCGGCACCUGAGCCUCUUCGGCUACGGCUUCCCCGCCCUGGUGGUGGCCGUCUCGGCGGCGGUUAUGCCGGAGGGCUACGGCAGCCAGGAAAAAACACAGAUUAAUUCCGUCCUUUUUGCCUUAACCCUCUGGAUGCUGCAGUGAAAGCUUUCCAGCCUCAACACUGAAGUGUCCACCCUUAAGGACACCAGGCUACUGACCUUUAAAGCCAUCGCCCAAGUCUUCAUUCUGGGCUGCACUUGGAUUUUCGGUCUCCUCCAAAUCGGCCCAGCCGCCACGGUCAUGGCGUAUUUAUUCACCGUUGUCAACAGCCUGCAGGGAGCCUUCAUCUUCCUGGUGCACUGUCUCCUCAAUCGCCAGGUGCGGGAGGAGUACAAGAGACGGUUCACCUGCAAACCCAAGUCCUAUGUUUCCGAUGUCUCCAUGUCUACUUUAGCCACCAGCAGCAAAGCGGGCUGACGUUCUGGCCGGGAGGCAGGAGACGCCAUCGCGCCACAGGAGAAGGAAAAGCUUAUCGCAGAACUUGAAUCUGCCGUCUUUAAAGUGCUUGCAGGAUCAGAACUUCGAAACCAACCUGCCAGCUGGAGUGU